UGAUGCAGCGACCUUCUGUCUGCACCGGUGGGAUUGUCCAAUAAUACUGCACAACACAGAAAAGUCAAUUACAUUAUUUUUUAUUGUUCAGCUGAGAAAAGUCGUCGGACCUUUUUCAACGUUUUCUGGUGAAGAUGCACUGCUGUUGCCAAAGAAGAUUCAGCGUGUUCAAAAUGUCAUCUGCACACAACUAAUCUAAUAAUUAACUCAAUGAAUCAUUGACAUAUACAACACCAGAAGGUUGUGAGUUCAAUACCAGGGCUGCCACCAUUGUGCCCCUGAGCAAGGUACUUAACCCUAAGCUGCUCCAGGGAGACUGUCCCUGUAGUUAGUUCUCUGUAAGUCACUCUGGAUAAGAGCGUCCGCUAAAUGGCCUUUUAAUGUAAUGUAAAUUGACACCAUGUACCAAAAAGUAGCAUAAUUUUUCACCUAAUUUGUUGGAUCUGAAAUAUAAGUCUUUCUAAACAUAAAAUAAUAGAGACAUGGGGGACUCCAACAUCAGCCACAUGGUAGCAGCUUAUACAGACAUGCAGGAGACUCUCCCAACAGGCAAGUUGGAUCAUUACAUGGACAGCUAUGAUAUGGACUAUGGCAUCCCUCCUGAUGAGAUCCCAGACACCACGCAGGGCCAGGCCUUCUUUUUGGCCACCAUUGUUAUCGGUGUGGUGCUUGUCUGCAUUAUGGUUGUCUGUGGAUGCGGAAAUUUCAUAUUCAUUGCCACGCUGACACGCUACAAAAAGCUCCGCAACCUGACCAACCUGCUCAUUGCCAACCUUGCCAUCUCAGACUUCAUUGUGGCAGUGGUGUGCUGCCCGUUCCUGGUGGACUACUAUGUGGUGAAACAGCUUUCCUGGGAUCACGGAUUACUGCUGUGUGCCUCUGUCAGCUAUCUCCGGACAGUGUCACUCUACGUUUCCACAAACGCAUUACUUGCCAUUGCAGUUGACAGGUACAUGGCUAUAGUCUAUCCUCUGAGGCCUCGAAUGAAGUACCAAACUGCCUACUUCCUGAUAACAGUAGUCUGGAUUGUUCCCAUUCUGAUAUCAAUUCCCUCUGCCUACUUUGCCUCUGAGACCAUGUAUCCUCAUGGCAGCUCCCCAACCACUCACAAAGUCUUCUGUGCCCAGAUCUGGCCUGUGGACCAGCAAGCCUACUACCGCUCCUACUUCCUGUUUGUUUUUGCUGUGGAGUUUGUUGGGCCUGUGAUUGUUAUGGCAAUGUGUUACUCCCGAAUUUCCCGCGAGCUCUGGUUCAAGAGUGUCCCAGGUUUCCAGACGGAGCAGAUUAGGAAGAGGUUGCGUUGUCGCCGCAAAACAGUGAUGGUCCUGAUCGGGAUCUUGACAGCGUACAUCCUGUGCUGGGCGCCCUACUAUGGCUUCACCAUCCUACGAGAUUUCUACCCGACGCUCAUCUCCCGGCAGAAGAACUCAUUAGUGGCCUUCUACAUCAUCGAGUGCAUUGCCAUGAGCAACAGCAUGAUCAAUACCUUCUGUUUUGUCAGCGUCAAGAAUAACACAGUUAAGUACCUGAAGAAGAUUGUACUGCUGCGCUGGAGGUCCACUUAUGACCCCCGUAACACUGUGGACGAGAUGGAUAUUAGGACCUCCUCCAUGCCUGUAACAGAGGAGAUUGAUUGCAUUACUUUAAGGUGAAGAGAAGAAAGUCUUUACCAUAACCAUCAUUUAGAUUUUGGAUGUUGAUAUACAGAAGAGUUGACAGUGAUGAUCACAUUUAAAAAAAGGUAUCAAGCAUCCUGUAGCACAAGUAAAGGUCAAACCCUAAACAUUGGUUGAUUACCAACAUAUCUCAAACGUUGAUUGUCAGAAAUAUAUACAGGACUUUCAUUUGAGGUAUUAUGAGAAUGUAAUUGUUGUGCUGUAACAAUACGCUGUGGUAUUGUGAACUGUUGUAGCUCGUAUAUAAUAUCUAUUACAUGUAAGACUUGUGAAUACAGCUUCUACUGCCGUUACUUAUCUACGAUGUUGACUACAGAUAAUCUUUGUAUUCUACGUAUCUUUUUUAAUAUUGAUUUUAGUGAAGUUAAAUAACUAAAUAUUAAAUAUACUGUUUUUAUUCUGGGUUUUUUUGGUCAAUGUUCAGUAAAGAUGUCAUCGUGUGGAAUGUAGAGCAUUGGAAGAAGUCUUUUGAAUGUCUUAAAAUAAUAUUUAUUUUCUUGAGUAUUUAUCCUCAAAAACAAAUACAUUGCAUGCACUUUGUAGACUAUUGUGUUGUAUGUGUGCUUAUGGUAAUAAAAAAAACAGACACUGGAG
This is a messenger RNA of Cottoperca gobio, 2270 nucleotides long. RefSeq names its product prokineticin receptor 1b (gene prokr1b). Gene Ontology annotation, cellular component: plasma membrane. The coding region runs from base 483 to 1652 and encodes 389 amino acids. The transcript has 3 exons. Gene Ontology annotation, biological process: neuropeptide signaling pathway. The record is from RefSeq and is a predicted model, not a curated record. Gene Ontology annotation, molecular function: neuropeptide Y receptor activity. NCBI's taxonomy places the organism in Eukaryota, Metazoa, Chordata, Actinopteri, Perciformes, Bovichtidae.